Pistacia vera is the source of this 1228-nucleotide messenger RNA. Its product is annotated as 26S proteasome non-ATPase regulatory subunit 10-like. Lineage: Eukaryota; Viridiplantae; Streptophyta; Magnoliopsida; Sapindales; Anacardiaceae. The record is from RefSeq and is a predicted model, not a curated record. Gene Ontology annotation, cellular component: cytoplasm; nucleus. Gene Ontology annotation, molecular function: protein binding.
GUAAAUCCUUUCAAUAGUCAUGUUUGGGAGACUCAGGAAUUCAUGUUAGACUUUUUACUACCAGACUACUAGUCAUGGUUAUUCACAUCAACAUUGCUCCACAAAUAACCUAACGAACUGCACGAAAUUAGAAACCGGAUACAACCUACCCACCGCAUCGUAACUCAUGUACUCCAUUCCCCCAUCGGCUAAAUUAAUCAAAAUUCAAAAUCACAAAACCCCACAAUCUUGAAGUUGAACGACCUCGCUAAAACCCUAAAUCUUUGCAAUCCACCAGAAGAAUCGAUCCGUUAACAUGGACAUGGAUCCUCCGAAACGAGAAGGAGACCGACCCAUCAAAGACAAAGAUCUCUUUAAAGCCGCAGAAACUGGAGAUUCAUCAACAUUCGAAUCACUCUCAGCACAACACCUCUCCAAAUCUCUAUCUUUAAGAAACGAAGAUAGUCGCUCCCUCCUCCACGUCGCCGUCUCUUCCCGUCGCCCCGAGGUGGUGAAAAUACUCUCAAAUGUUGAUGAGUCGGCUAAGGUGAUCAACUCUGCAGAUGAAGAAGGGUGGGCUCCCAUUCAUUCGGCGGCUAGCAUUGGUAAUACGGAAAUUGUGGAAAUUUUGCUGAGCGAAGGAGCUGAUGUUAAUUUGAAGAAUGAUGGUGGGCGUACUGCUCUUCAUUAUGCUGCCAGCAAGGGAUGGUUAAAGAUUGCUGAACUUCUGAUCACGCACGGUGCAAAAAUUAAUUCAAAGGACAAGGUUGGUUGUACCCCAUUGCACAGGGCAGCUAGCUUGGGGAAUCCAGAGUUGUGUGAAUUCUUAAUUGAGGAAGGGGCAGAGGUUGAUGCUACUGAUAAAGCUGGUCAAACUCCACUUAUGAAUGCAGUGAUUUGCGAAAACAAAGAGGUAGCUCUGCUUCUAGUAAGACAUGGAGCAGAUGUCGAUAUGCAAGACAAUGAAGGGUUCACUGUGCUUGGUCGGGCGUCAAGUGAUUUUAGACCAAUAUUGCUUGAUGCUGCUAAAGCUAUGCUUGAAGGAUGAAUUCUUAGAGUUUGUAAUAGAAUUAGAUGGUGUUGUGAGUGAUAAGUGGCUGAUUGUGCUUCCUUGCUGAAGGAAUGCUUUGUUAGGACUGAGCAAUGUUGGGGGGUAAAAACAAUGAUAUGAAUGUCGCCAUUCAACUUCAGCUAUUGCCCAACCUCUUAAGAAUGGAUGUGGGACUUUAUUUUCAUUUAUUUUGUCAAA